Messenger RNA from Danaus chrysippus (African queen), 1149 nucleotides. The record is from the annotation of a GenBank genome assembly. Lineage: Eukaryota; Metazoa; Arthropoda; Insecta; Lepidoptera; Nymphalidae.
AUGAACACACUUAUAAUUUUGUUGUGUCUUUCGUCUAUUGAAACAAAAGAGUUACAAGACGAUUUUGAAAGUGAUGAGGCAAUGCCUGAAGUCGGUCCCCCAAAAGACAUUGAAUUUCCAAGACCGGUUGAUUUUUUAAAUAUUAAACGAGACGGUUUUGGGGACGUUGAAUUCAAACAACCGGUCAAUUAUGCGGAACUUGAUUUGAUUAAACCAAGAAAUAGGGAACAUGCAAAAGAAUUACUUCAGAAAGCGAAGAAAAACAAAAUAUUGUGGAUUCCUAAGAGUGAGAUCUUAGUAUUUAACAGUCCUCGUGAUGAAUUUUUGUAUCAUAAGAGGCUAUAUGAGACUGUCAAAAAUGCAACGAGUGUUGGCAGAAGUUUUAUGCCUGAUUUCGCAAGGAAUUUAGAAAGAAACUUAGCACAUCCGGUGGUCAACUUGGGAAGAUCUAGUGGCAGCAGACUAAGUCCAACCGAAAGAAAUAACAGGGAAUAUUACCCUAGAAAGAAUAUCUCUGAUUAUUUUGCAGAUAACUCUUUUUAUUUAAAAACUGAUCAUUAUCAAAAUAUAAAUUGGACCACGUGCGAUGAAUUUUCGAAAAGAGCUCUUUUCCACCCCGAUGACAUCAUCGAUACAAAAUGGAUGCCAUUUUACAUUUGGUCAAAGCGAAAUUUUUCAAGAGCAUUUAUUCAUACUUUUGAAUAUCCAACAAAGAAGCGAGUAAAUUACUAUAGAACAAAUUUUGGGCCUUAUAUGAAAAACAUAGACUGGUCUCAACCUAAAUUACUCAGGAAGGAACAUAGAGAAAGUCUUUUGAUCGCUGGCGACAGGAAAGGACUGUUUUAUGAAAUUCCAGAUCAAGAACCUCCAAAGCCUGAACAAGGAAAAGUAAUUUUACCUACGGCGAGUAUACGGAUAAAGAUACUUAAUCCUUACAUAGCACUGAUGUAUUGCGAAGAGUUUUAUGCAACCAUAAUGGCUGAACUGGGAACGGAACCACAGGAAACAGAAGAAAAAAUCAUAGCGGCAAGCAAGUUACGUUUUAAUGGUUUUGGACAACCGGUCUAUAGAGAUACUGAAGAGGAAAAGGGAAGAGAAGAACUUAAAAUUUCCAACGAACAAAGGAGACCUGAAGAUAUAGUUGAAUAA